Toxotes jaculatrix (banded archerfish) is the source of this 1815-nucleotide messenger RNA. RefSeq names its product heme transporter hrg1-A-like. NCBI's taxonomy places the organism in Eukaryota, Metazoa, Chordata, Actinopteri, Toxotidae. Gene Ontology annotation, cellular component: plasma membrane; lysosomal membrane. The record is from RefSeq and is a predicted model, not a curated record. The coding region runs from base 280 to 714 and encodes 144 amino acids. Gene Ontology annotation, biological process: heme transport. The transcript is spliced from 3 exons. Gene Ontology annotation, molecular function: heme transmembrane transporter activity; heme binding.
UGAGACAAGAAAUGCUUUGUCACGUUUCACACUUCGGCCCGUGUGUGUGUGACAGCCAUUAGUCAGCAGGACACACACAUUUAGGCGCAUUUUGUCUUGUCGGGCCUGGUUUGCAGUUUGACCGGAUGCAGUUUUGAAAUUAUCAGCUCGUUGCUCUCUCUCUCUCUCUCUCUCUCUUACUCUCUCAUAAACUCUCUCUCUCUCUCUCACACACACACACAUAUACACACACACAGUCGACUGUCCUCUGGCCGUGUCUCUGCUUUGUUUUUCGUCAUAAUGGCUGUAAAUAAAACCUACAUUAGUGUCGGCUAUGCCUCGUUUGGUAUGCUCAUGGGGUUUUCUGCUUUCUUGGUGUGGAACAUCGUGUUCAAGCAGCCGUGGACUGCAGCCAUGGGAGGACUGUCAGGUGUGCUGGCACUGUGGGCCUUGAUCACUCACAUCAUGUACCUGCAGGACUACUGGAGGACCUGGCUGAAAGGCCUCAAGUUCUUCUUCUUCAUUGGGGUGUUCUUCUCUCUGCUGGCAGUCGUAGCCUUCAUCACCUUCCUGUCUGUUGCCAUCAGCAACAAAGAGUCCCUAACUGACCCACAGAGUCUCUACCUGUCCUGUGUGUGGAGCUUCAUGAGCCUGAAGUGGUCCUUCCUGCUCGCCAUGUGUGCUCACCGCUACCGCAAAGAGUUCGCCGACAUCAGUAUCCUCAGUGACUUCUAAGAGUGUUACACCUCCCACAGUGACCACUCAGACUCUAACAGUACACUCACUGUGCUGGCUUCCCACCCUGAGAGUGUUAAAGUGUGGGAGAGACAGAGGACACUUUAAGAUGAAUCAGGGGAGAGUUUGAAAUACUUUGUGUUGUGGAUGAGAACCAGUGCGACUUCACAGACAAAUCUCACCCAAUUUUAAAAGACCUUUGAUGCUUUUUAAUCUCUUACACUUUCACUUCCUCCACAUCCUGCUUAGUCAUGUAUCUGCACAAUUUCUUGAUGACAAGAUAAAUCCAAAAUGUGGUCAUUUCUAAACCAUGACUCAGUGAAGGGAAUUGUUAUUUCAACACACUCCUCAGCAGUAAUUAUCAGCUGCAGUUUCAGGCAGUAGCCACUAGAGGGAGUCACUCUUCCAACAAUAUCAUGUACAGUACGUGUGCUUGACAUCCCAUCUUUGUGAUAUUACAUCUAUUUUCUUUUUCUGUAUCAGUUAAUGAUGAAGUAGCCUUAUGACAGAUGUAUUUCCAUCACAAGUUGCACAUACAAAUGAUGAAAUGUGUUUGUCGCAAUAGUCAAUACAAUGCUUUAAUGUUGAUGUUGCAUCCAAGCACUGUUUAACAGAGUGUGUCAGGGUCUUGCAGAAGGGCAGGUCAUCCCAAAAUCCUGCAACAUCAAAGUGAAUGCGUUCAUGUACAAUUCCAAACAAGCACCACAUGUCUGGAUUCAAUACAUUUCUGAUCAAUGAAGGGACAUUUUUAAUGUAAAGAAGGAUUUUUUGUAUUAUUUUUAUCAGUGUGACUAAAAGCACUCAAAGAACGUGACAACAUUAGAUAUCACGAGCGUGAAGAUGGCCCUCGCUUUGGGCUUUGAUUCACAACAGCAGUGAUACCACUAAUGUGCGUGCUCAAGUAUCCAUGUCGUUUUAUGAGAUAUUGUCCUGAUCAGAACCAUUUAUGUUGUUUCUUAAUGAAGUUAUUUUGCUGUAUGUCCUUUCAGUGUUUAUGUCUGUACACUAGAAAUGAGGUAUAACAUUGUGUAGCCACAUGUAUCACUCGACUGAAUGUGAGUGUGUGUGUUUGUACAGGAGUGUGUCAGAGAGAGAGUCAUG